Eimeria tenella is the source of this 8721-nucleotide messenger RNA. RefSeq lists its product as uncharacterized. Lineage: Eukaryota; Apicomplexa; Conoidasida; Eucoccidiorida; Eimeriidae. Gene Ontology annotation, molecular function: transcription coregulator activity. The record is from RefSeq and is a predicted model, not a curated record. Gene Ontology annotation, biological process: regulation of transcription by RNA polymerase II. The transcript is spliced from 10 exons. Gene Ontology annotation, cellular component: nucleus; SWI/SNF complex. The coding region runs from base 1 to 8721 and encodes 2906 amino acids.
AUGGUGUCUGAGCUCGAGCGCCAGGUGCAGCUGCAGCGCAGCAGCAGCAGCAGCAGCAAAAGCAAGUAUGGGAUCGUGUCGUUUAUGUACGAUCCCAGGGAUGCGGCGCUGCUGGACCGCUACGCAGUGCAGCAAGCAGCAGCAGCAGGGCUGGAGGUGCUGCAGCAGCAGCAGCCGCUGCUGCAGCUGUUCGCUUCAUUCUUUUCGCCUGAGCAGCAGCUGCAGCAGCAGCAGCAGCAGCAGGACCUGCAGCACGAGCAGCAGCAGCUGCAGCAGCUGCGCGUCUUGUGCUCUCUUCUCUCCCCAUUCUUCCUGAAGCAAGAGGCUCACUGCUGCAUUGAGUUGCUGCUGCAGCAGCAGCAGCUGCACGAGAGGGAUCCUGAGGCGCUGCUGCUGCUAGCGCUGCCGUUCUAUGAGACGCUGCUGUUCAGCCGUUUGCUGCUGCUGCUACGGCUGCAGCACAACUCCCCGUGGCUGCCGCUGCAGCAGCAGCAGCGGCAGCACCAAGACCUGGGCAGCCCAGUCUCAAAGCAGCAGCUGCAGCGCGUGAUGCUGCAGCAGCGAGGUGCUUGGGAAGCUGUUGCUGCUGCUGCUGCUGCUGCGCUGCAGCCGCUGGAGCAGCAGCUGCUGCGCUGCGGGAUAUCCGUGCCUCCCGAUCUUGCUGCUGCUGUUGCUGCUGUUGAUGGGCGGCUGCUGCACGUGCCGCUGCUACGGCUGUUCUCCUCUGUGGGGUCUGCUGCUGUUGCUGCAGCAGCAGGGCAGCAGCUGCGGCGUUUAGCCCCCCCGCUGCUGCAGACAGUCUUUGCUGCUAUGCGGGGCCCUGCUGCUGCUGCUGCAGUUUACCCGGAGGUGCAGCAGCACAUGCUGCUGCUGCUCUGCCGCCUAGUAAAGAAGACGCCGCUGCAGCAACAGGCGCUGCUGCGCAUCAUUAGCUGCUUGCUGCAGCCGCUGCUGGUGCUGCAGCAGAAACAGCAGCAGCACCUGCUGCUGCCGCAGACAGUUCAGGCGGUGGAGGUGCUGCAGCUUAUCGCGCAGCAGCAGCAGCAGCAACUGCUGCUACUACAGAGGGAACAGCUGCUGCUCCUCACCAGAUUGGAAAAGCUCCCCCAAGCAGUGCAGGAGGUGUUGUCAAUGGGGUGUACUGACGCCUGCGCCUUCCUGGGGCUCCUUUUCCGGUCAGCGCUGCGGCAGCUGCUCGUGGAGACACAGCAGCAGCAGCAGCAGCAGCAGGAAGAGCUAAGCCCUCUCGGCGAGCAGCUGCUGCGGCUGCUGAUGAGGGUGUCUGCGCUGAAGCAGCAGCAGCAGCAGCAGCAGCAGCAGCAGCAGCAGCGGGCGAGAGCAGCUCCCCAUGCUGUCUGUAUCGCUUUGGCUAUAAUUGACGCUUUCUGUGGGGCUACAGCCGCUGCUGCUAGCAGCAGCAAACGCAGCAGCAGCAGCAGCAGCUGCGACAGCAGUGACAGCGAGACUUCUGCCAGCAGCAGCAGCCCGAGAAGCUGCGAAGGCAGUAGCAGCAACAGCAGCAACAGCAGCAGCAGCAGUAAACAGUCAGAUGUGCCCCGCAGCUUCUUGUUGCUGCUGCAGCAGCUGCUGCAGCGGCUUGACGCAACCAACCCCCUGGCGCUUCCUGCUGCACUCACCAUGGCAGCGCAGCAGCAGCAGCAACAGCAGCACGAGGCGCUGCAGCUAUUUCUGUCUACGGCCUUCAAAGGCUUUGCUUCCGUUGCGGUGCCACUGAAGGUGAAAACUGCUGCUGCUGCUGCUGGAAGCAGCAGCAGCAGCAGAAUUUCUCUAUUAUUCGCGUUGAGUGCUGACGAUGCGGCACUGAGGCUUCAUGCAGUCCGUGCUGCUGAUGCAGUGCUGCAGCAGCAGCAGCAGCAACAGCAGCAAGAUACCGACUCCGGUGAAGCAGCAGCAGACAGACGGCCUCGCCUUUUGGCCUUUUUGUUGCUGCAGCGAAUAGCGGAUGAUGACGUAGAAGUUUCGACUGAACUGCCAGCAGCAGCAGCAGCUGAAGAAGCAGCAGAAGCAGGAGCAGCGGGGGCUGCAGCAGGGACAGCUGUUGGCCUGCACUGGCUCUUGUCUGCUGCGCUGCUGGAGUUUGUUGCGAGCAGCGCCCGCCAUCCUGCUGCUGCAGCAGCAGCAGGAGCAGCGGCAGUGGCGACGGUGUCUGGCAAGGCACCAGCAGCAGCAGCAGCAGACGCAGCAGCAGCUGCUGCUGCUGCACACAACGCCCUACUUCCCCCAGGGGUCCCUGCGCAGCAGCUGGUGCUGCACGCAGGCCGGACUUACGAGGCUAUUCUUGUGGCGGAGCAGCAGGAGCAGCCGCUUCUGCUGCAGCAGCAGCGGCAGCAGCAACAGUGCUUAGGCGCUCUAGCCCGUGCUGCAGUUGCUUCCUUCUGCAGCUUCCUAGGCUCUGCGCUUUUGCCGGGCGACGCGUCGCAGCUGGCAGGAAUGCUGCAGCAGCAGCAGCAACAACAACAGCAGCAGCAACGGCAGCAGCAGCAACAGCAGCAGCAGGCGGCAGCCGUACUUGGCUUGCUGCUGCUGGGCCUAGCGGAUGCUGAGGCAUUCGCGCAGCCAUUAGCUCUCGUGACCUCUUGCCUGGGGCAGCAGCCGGUGCUGCUGCUGUCGUUUCUUGCUGCAGCAGCAGCAGCGGCGCAUACGCGCAUUGCAAAUGGCCAGCAGCAGCAGCAGCAGCAGCGGGGCCGGGCAAACAGCGGACAGUUGGCAGAGGAAGUUGAAGAGGUCGAGAAGCAAGAGGAGAGACCGCAGCAGCAACAGCAGCAGCAGCAACAGCAGCAGGCCUCAUUGUUGGAUGCUGCGGUGCCGCUGCAGCAGCCCGCAGUGCUGCUCGAUGCAUGCGUUGCUGCGCUGCAGUUGCAGCUAGAGCUGAUUUCUUCUCCUGUUGCAGCAGCAGCUCCCGCAGCAGCAGCGCCGCUGCUGGCCCCCCCAUCUUCAGCAGCAGCAGCAGCAGCAGAAGUGGCUGCACUUCUUGCUGCUAACUGCGUGGUGCUGCUGGGGUCUUCCGUCGAGUCUGUUCGUUUUGCUGCAGCGGCGCUGCUGAAGCAGCUGAACAGACUUGCUGCUGCUCACCGCAGCAGCAGCAGCCAAAGCAGCAACAGCAGCAGCAACAGCAGCAAAAGCAAACCCGCAGGAACAGCAGCGCAGGAAAUCCUGCAGCUGCUGCUGCCGCUGGGCCUGGUGUCUGCGGAGUGGCGCGACUGUAGCAACAGCGAUGAGGCGCAGCAGCUGCUGCUGCAUGCGAACUCCAAUUUCGCUGCCUUUGCUGCUGAAGUGCUGGCGUCACCGCUGCUGCCCGUGAAGCCGCUGCAGCAGCUGCAGCUGCAGCAGCAGAAGCAGCUUUCUUCCAGUGCAGCAGCGUACUAUAUGCUGCUGCUGCUGCUGCUGCCAAGGCAGCAGCAGGUCGUCGUCGCCCCGCUGCAGCGCCUGUGGGACUCCGCAGCUCUGCUGAAGCUGCUGCUGCCUCUAGCCAGCGGUUUGCUGCUGCGCAUCAUCUCCAGCAACAGCAGCGAUGGCAGCAGCAGCAAUGGCAGCAGCAGCAGCAGCAGCGGCAGCAGUAGGACGAUGCCACGCACAAGAGCACAAGCGCGCGCAGCUGCUCUGCAGGCCUCAGAUGCUGCUGCAGCAGCUCCAGCAUCUGCAGCAGCGGCAGCAGCAACUGCAGCAGCAACUGAAGCAGCAGACACGCAUGAAUACGUGCUGCUGCAGCUGACCUGGCAGCAGCUGCAGCAGCUAGCUGCGAGCGAAGUGGAAUCAGCGCAGCAGCGGCUAGCUGCUCUGCUGAGCAGCGAGUUGGCGGAGCCUCUAGCUGCUGCUGUUGCUGCUGCUGUCGAGCGCCAACAUGCAGCAGCAGCAACAGCAGAAGCAGAAGAUGAGGAGCUGGAGGGAGCGAAGCUUCCCGCUGCUGUGCUGCAGGCGAUUAGGGAGCUGCUGUUGUUGCAGCAGCAGCAGCAGCUGCGAACCCUGCCGAAGCAGCGGCUGCUGCUGCUGCUGCGCCUUGCCACCCCAGCAGCAAAAUGCCCUGCACUUGCUGCAGUGCUGCGCAGCAGUGCUGUUGCUGCUGCAGCAGACUCGGCGCCGCUGCCGCCGCAGCAGCUGCAGCAGCUUGCUGACGAGAUUGCUGUGAGCCGCAGCAGCCCUGGAGCAGCAGCAGCAGCAGCAGCAGCGGGGUCGACGCCGCGCCGCAGCAGCAAACGGCUAGCUGCUGCUGAGGCACAAAGGGGACAGACCGACACCAGCAGCAGCAGCAGCAGCAACAGUAGCAACAUUUGCUGGUGCAGCGGGGCCGAUGUCAUUUUGUCCGAUAUUCUGGGGGAUAUGCUGCAGCAGCAGCUCACGCGCCCCUCAUUUUUGCUGCAGCAGAGCUAUGCGCCGAUGCUGCAGGUGCUGCAGCACAUUUUCGCUGCCUUGGAACGCCUGCUGCCUGCAGCAAAAGCAGCAGCAGUGGCAAGAGCAGCAGCAGCAGAUGCAACGGCAGCAAGUCGGGUUCGCCGCGUGACAGCGCAGCUUUUCACUUGCUGCAACGCUCAGUUUGCUGCUCUCAGGUCUCGGUUGCUUAUGCAGGGCAGCAGCAGCAGCAGCAGCAAGGAGAAGCAGCAGCAGCAGCAGCUCCUGCGUCUUCUGCAGCAGCGCUGCAUGGACGUCGCGGAGCAGCACCAGCAGCUUUUAGAUGCUUCAACCUUCGCUGCUGUUCUCCGCUGCUGCACUGCAGCAGCAGAUAUGCUGCAGGCCCAGCAGCAGCAGCAGCAGCAGCAGAAGCUCGUAGUGAUACGGCAACUGCUGCUCGAGUUCGUCAACAGCUGCUGCAGCAAAGACCCCUCGCUGCUGCUGCAGCGCUCCUCCCUCAGUGCUACGUGCGCAAUGCUGCACAGCCUAGCAGCAAAGGAGCAGCAGCAGCAGCAGCAAGAAGAGGAGGAAGGGCAGCAGCAGGAAGAAGGCAGCAGCGGCGGGACAGGGGCCUUUGCUGCGGAGAUGUCUGUCUGCUGCUUGGCGCCUCUUGCUGCUGCUGCUUUUGACUGCUCACUCCAGGAAACGCUGCAGCAGAAGCAAAGAGCAGCAGCAGCACGGCAGCAGCUGCUGCCAACUGCAGUAGCUUUGACUCAAGCAGCAGGGGCUUCCUCCCUAGACGGCUGCGUUGCUGCGCUCCUGCUGCAGUGGGAGUGUGCUGCUGCGGCGCGAAAGAGACUGAUGCGUCAGCAGCAGCAGCAGCAGCAGCGACAGCAGCAAGACACUGACGACGAGGAGGCAGCAGCUGAAGAUGCUGAAGAAGCUGAAGAGAGCAGCAGCAGCAGCAACAGCAGCAGCACGCAGUGGGAGACACGAGAACAAACAUUCCGCAAUUUGCAGGAGUUGCUGGUGCAGCAGCUGCAGCAGCAGCCGGCGCUGCUGCAGCAGAGAGCGGCGAGGAUGUACGGCUUCGCGCUGCUGCUGCAGUGCCAGUCUGUAGCCCUUGUUGCUGCUGCUGCUGGGCCUGCCGGCGCAGCAGCAGAAGCAGCAGCAGCAGCAGCAGAGUUCAAGGGUGCAGGCGCUGUUGCUGCUGCAAAUGGUUUGCUGCAGCGCAACAGAGAUUUGCUGCGGUGUACGUACACCCCGUGCCACACUUUGUGGGCAUCGCAGCUGCAGCCAAGAGGAGCAGCAGCAGCACCAGCUGCUGCUGCUGCUGCUGCUACAGUAGCAACACGGGCAGCAAUUAGCUGCGUUGCUGUUGCUGCUGAGGUAUGGAGGUACUGCGGCGGCGGCAAGGAUGCAUUUGCUGCUGCUUCUGAAACGCGUGCUGCAGCAGCAGCAGCAGUCAACGCGCUGCUGGCUUUGCGGACUCUGUUAGCAGAAAAGCUUCCUCUCCAGCUAAGAGGUGCAGCAGCGCGUUUGCUGCUGCGGCGGCAGCAGCUGCUGCUCGACUGCGCAGACGCAGCCCUUGAACACGCCCUGAGGGGGUGCUCUCCAGAAUUCGGGUCGCUGCUGCUGGCUCUGGACGUUUGGGAUGUCCCGGUGGGGAGCAGCGAGGCGAUGGCUGUGGACGGGCCUGCAGCAGCAGCAGCAGCGGGAGCAGCAGCAGCAGCAGCAGAAGAGGACAACAAGCUGCUGUUGCUUGUGCAGGGCUUGGAGGCCGUGGGUGCGCAGCGGCUGCUGCUGCUGCUGCAGCGCAAGGUGACUGCUGCAGCAAAGACAGUUAUUGCAGCAGAAGCAGCAGCAACAGACAGGGCCCAACAACAGCAGCAAAAGCAGCAGCGAACGAAGAGGCAACGCGCUGCUGCUGCUGAUUUGGUUUCCGUGGGAGGCCGAGGAUGGAGAGAAUUGUUGCAGAGUUCAUCUGUGAGCCGCGAGGAGCUUUUGGGCGUCUACAACAGUUUCUUGCGUCUCAUGAAGGCCUGCUGCAGCAACGGCAACAGCAGCCCCACCUCAGCAGCAGCAGCAGCUGCAGCAGCAGCAGCGCAUCGGCAGGCGUGGCGGCUGAUGCCCCCACUGGCACUGCUGUCUGCAGCACAAGUCCCAGGACCUUUCGUCGCUCACGCUGUGCCCCUUGUGCUGCAGUCUCUUGCUGCUGCUGCAUCCUUGCAGCAGCAGCAGGAGCAGCAGCAGCACGACAUGCUGCUGCAGGGCAUGGUGGACAGCUGCAAGCUGCUGGUGGCUUUGGGGCAGCGCGUGGAGCGAGCCCUUGCUUGUCGCAUUAACCAGCUGCUUGCUGCUGUUCUUGCUGCUAUUCAGGCGGUUACAGCAGCCGCAGCAGCCGUAGCAGCAGCAGCAGCAGCAGGUGGCAGUUCUGCUGCCGAGCUGCUGCGCAUGCAAGAGGCUCUGCACGCAGGGCUGUGGGCCCUUGUGUGUCUCUGUGGCCGCCACGGCAGCCUCCUCCUGAGCCAGCAGCAGCAGAAGCAGCAGCAGCAAGUGGAGCUGCAGCAGCAACUGCAGCGGGAAGUGCUGUUGCAGCCGCAGCUUUGUCUCCUCGCGGAGCUGCAGCGGCCGCCGGAGCUGCGACUUCUUUGCUUAGGGGAUGCGUCGGAACUAGCAGAAGCAUUUACACAAAAUGAGAAGCACAGUUUGCUGCUGCAGGCUUUGGGGGUGCAGCAGCAGACGCAGCAGCAGCAGCAGCAGCGGCGCCGCCAGCAGCUGCUGCUGCGGCUGCCAGCAGACCCCAUGCAUGCGCUUGCUGCUACCCUUCUCACCGCAGCAAAACCUGCGGCGCUGCUGCAGGCCGUCCUGCCGCAGCUGCGCGCCACUGGGGCGCGCCUCGCUGCUGCCAUCAGCAGCAGCAGCAGCAGCAGCAGCGUGGGGGUGGCUUCGUUUGAAGUGUCUAGACAGCUGGAGCUGCUAACCAUGGCUGUCAGCUGCCUCUCUCUGGCGGAGGCGCAAAAGAGACAAGCAGCGCUGCAGCAGCUGGCGCUGCUUGCAGUGAACAUCGUGACUGCUGCUGCAGCACAGUUUGACGAGCAGCAGCAGCAGCAGCAGCAGGAACAGCAGCAGCAGCAGCAGCAGCAGCAGGAACCCGCUGCGGGCAAAGCUUUUGUGGAGUUCUACGGGGGGCACAUAGACGAGACCCACGCGACUGCUGUGUGGGGCUCAAGCAGUGCAUCAACGCUGCAGCAGCAGCAGCAGCAGCAGGAUGAAGCAGCAGCAGCAGCAGCAGCACUGGCGCUGCCACAGCGUUCCUACAUUUGGAGAAUGGAAGCUGCUGCUGUUUCCUUCAUUUGCUGCUGGGCGCUGAAGCAUGACAUGCAGCAGCUGCGGGAAUGCCUGCAGCAGGUGCUGCAGGUGCUUCGCUUUUCCAGGCCGCUGCUGCUGCAGCAGCCGCAGCAGCAGCAGCAGCAGCAGCAGCCACAAGCACUGACAACGCAAGAAGCAGGAGGGGCCCGACUGUAUGCCCUCAUUGUCACGGAGCUGCUGCGCUCUUAUGGGGAAGCAGGAGCAGCAGAAGGGCUGCUGCAGGACGCAGCAGCAGACCUUGCUGCUGCUAUUGACGCAGCAGCAGCUGCCGUGCACAAGCAGCAACAAAACAUAGCAGCAGCAAACCGAAGCCGCAGGAAGCAAAAGCAAGCUGCAGCAGGAGACAGCAGCAGCAGCAGCAACAGCAGCAGCAGCAGCAGGAGCACCGCGGCGCCAUGGUGGAUCUUUGAGGUUUGCUCUCCUGCGCUGGCGGCAUUGGGUGAAGGCCUGCAAUAUUGGAACAGACAGACGAACGGCCCCCUGCCGGAGCUGCUGGUUGAAGCAGCAGCAGCAGCUCUUACUGACGGCCUGCGGUGUCUAGGAAGCUGGCGCGCUUUGCCUGUGUCUGUGGGGGAGCCAGAAGCACUCGACGAAGCAAUUGCUGCAGCAGCAGCAGCAGCAGCAGCAGCAAAGCACAGCAGCAGCAAGGGAAGGAGCCUGCUGAUACCGCUGCUGUGGUUCAAGCUGCUGCAGCGCCUCGCUGUGCGGCUCUUUGACUUGCUCUUCGAUGAUCCGAAGCGGCUGGAGGCAGUUUGCUCUCGCGUGCUGCUGUCGCGGGAAGCAGCAGCAGCAGCUGUGGGACGGGGCGUGGUGCUGCUGCUGCAGCAGCUGUGGGUUGCGCACGGCGCUGCUUUUGCUGCUGCUGCAGCAAGCUGCUGCAGCGAUGCUGCUGCAGCAAUGAUGGAAGCAGCAGAUGAAGAAACAGAAGCAGCACUUAAGGCUCUCCUCAGGCAAAUUCACAGCAGCACGGGACUUCGACUCAUUAGCAGCUUGAAUGCCUAA